Messenger RNA from Anopheles marshallii, 5709 nucleotides. RefSeq lists its product as uncharacterized. Lineage: Eukaryota; Metazoa; Arthropoda; Insecta; Diptera; Culicidae. The record is from RefSeq and is a predicted model, not a curated record. The transcript has 9 exons. The coding region runs from base 1 to 5709 and encodes 1902 amino acids. Gene Ontology annotation, cellular component: nucleosome. Gene Ontology annotation, molecular function: protein heterodimerization activity; DNA binding; structural constituent of chromatin.
AUGAUUUGUACGGACGACUGCACCUGCAGCUUAUGCAGGGAAUUGCGUGGAUACAAGCUGAAAGUGAAACCAACCAAAGCGACCGAUCAGCGACCGUACGCCGAUAGCGGAAGUCACCACCAGCAGCAGCAGCAAUCUCAGUCGAAGUAUUGCAAGAACGCCAAACUAACGCGCAAUGAUAACUUCAUCCUGAGGCGUCGUACCUCGAACGAUUACCAACGGUCACCGGAUGGACGUCAGGCGUCGCUGAGCGUGCUACCAACGGGAGACGACACGUACGAUCCCGGCUACGCCCAGCCAACACCGCAACCCCACCAGAGCCAUCGCUACGGCCAAAUGCAGAGCAAUCGGAUGAAGAAGGCACAGAGCUACAAUGAGAUACCGGCCGUCGCUAACGGUGCUGGACGCACCCGGUACAAUCCGAACGCAAAGAUGAUCAAGAGCACUAACAAUCUGACGGAAGAGGAUGAUUAUUACAGCUAUCUGCCGCCGUCACCGCCACCGCCCGUCACCGGUGCCGGCCCUUCGAUGAAGAACAAAAUCGAAAAGCAGAAAGAUCACAAGGUGAUCAUCUACUUCGGCGACUCGAUCGCGCACAGGAAAAGCGACAAAACCCGUCCGGCACCGCCACCACCCUCGGGCACACCGCCACCGCCCAAGGUGAGCGAGCUGAACGUAUUCCACGCCCAGCGGCUGUGCGAGGAAACGGCAGAAAUGUUGCAGCAACGCGAGGGCGGCAGCAGCAGUGCCGGAAGCAGCCACUGUGGAGGCGUUUCAAGCCGGCCAACCGUGCGCGAGGCGCUGGAGAAGAAAUCCGAACCUGCUGGCGGCAAACCGGGCAAGGAGUUCAUGAUGCAGCUGAAGUCCGUGCUGGAGGAAAAGAAUCGGGGAGGUGGCGCUGGCAGCGAAUCGCACCCGUCGGCAAGCGGUGUUACCGUACCGAUCGGUACCGCAGAGCCCCCGGCGGCCCAACCGAGCCCGGAGGAGUCGCGCCGACCAAGCCAAGAACCGAAGCCCAAACGAACGCAUACGCAGGUGGUGGAGAUACGGCGCGUCGAUAAGACGGUGGCAACCGAUGGGGCAACGGACACCUCGCUGCCGUCCUUUGUCGAGAGCGUCAUUAACGGUGUCAUCAACAUCAAGAUAGAGGAAAGCUUCAAGGUGGCAUCGGAUAUUGUGCAGGCCGUGUUUGAGGAUCCGGGACCGGACGGAGGCGCGGAGUAUGGCUACGAUGAUGACGAUGUUGGCGAUCCGUUCGAUUGGAGCUUCGUGCAAAACUGGAGAGCACGACCCUCCGGUACGGCUGUAACGAACGGGCAGGUUAGUUCUCCGCCCAACACGUCCAGCAAUCAGAGCAGCAUCGGGCUCGCCAACAACCCCACGCACAAUGGUUCCAGCGCCGUCAGUGGUGCCGGCAGCGGACCCAACUAUCCAGCCAGCCCUAAUGGGCUAUCACCCGGCAACCAUUACAUAGCGUCUUCGAAUCCGGUUGCCUCGCCGGGUGCUCGCAUCCAGAGUCCGGCAAUCGCUACGCCGGCUCCGAGGGUUUCGAAGGAAAUCGCCCUUCGUCCGGCGAAUGGCAAUGGUGAGAUGCGCAACUUUAGCUUAUCCCCGGUCAACCAGCAGUCCGGUGCCGGUGGCCAACUCAACGCGGAAACGAAUCUACCGAACUCCCAGCCGAACGAGGGCAACAGAAAGUUCCACCAGCUUUCGGGGCAGCAAGCCGGUGGACAGCACUCGCAACCCCAUCCGCUGGUCGGGGUGCACCAUCAGCAUCAUUCGCAGCAACAGCAGCAACAUCCGCCGCAACAUCCGCAGCAUCUGCAGCAGCAACAUCAACAACACCAUCAACAGCAGCAGCAGCAACAGUCCGGACCGCAUCGUUCGGUGGCCGGUCCGACCAAGCUUACCGUGCAAAGCUCCCCGGUAAAGGCCCAGCCAGCGAUGGUAAGCGCCGGGCUGGACAAGUCCGUGGUAAGCUCCACCAGCAAUGGCUGCAACGACCUGAACAGCAAACGGACCGUCAACGGGAACGUGAUCAGUAGCGUUACCACGAUCAACGAGCAGCUCCACGCGGGCAGCACCAGCACGAGCAGCGGCAGUAGCGUAAGCCACCUAAAGCAACACUUUUCCCAGAGUCAUCACGCGGUGCCGACCUCAUACCAGGUGGCAUCUUCCACCACGGUGAACGGGGGUGCCCCGGGUUCAGCGCAGCCCGGCACACACUUGGCUAGCCCCGUCUCGAAGGGAGCGCCGCUCGGCAUUACGCGAACGCACCAUCACACCGGAACGCACGAUUUUCGCGGACUGCAGCGUGUCAACGAGUGCCACAGCUCGUCCGAUGAGAACCGCUCAUCCGGUCACGCCAGCAUGUCCGACACGGGCCACGGAAGUAGCUCACCGGGGGGUGGAACUCGCACCGGUGGUCCGCUGGGCCCGUUGCCCGAGGAUCGCCUGGCGGCCGGUGUUACCAAUCGCAGUGCGCGCUCGCGUGCCAGCUCGAACCAUUCGCGCUCGCGGCACCGUGCCACGCCGGCCAAAAUCCCGUGGGGCGGCGGCGGGCUGGAAGACAUCAAGAUGGCCAUCCAGCAGCUGACGAUGCGGUCGCAUACGUCCACCUCGACGUACAGCAGUCUGAGCGCGGGUUCGGAAAGCUCGGAACCGGUGCGCCGCCUGGGUCGGUACAGCUCGCUGGAGACGGUCAACACGAACGUGACCAGCGCGGACGAGUUCGUGUGGGUCGAUUCGCACAACCGGCUGGUGGAGCUGCAGCAUCCACCCUGGAGUCAGCACUGUGUGCUGCGCGUCAUUCGAACCGGCCGCUGCCGGGAGUACGCCGAGCGCGUGUCCGUGGAAGCCGUCCCACGUCUCGGCUAUCUGCUGCAGCGGGCACUGGUCCGUGUGGCUCGCGAAGUACAGCGACUGUCCGGUAGCUUGGGCCUGUGCUCCAAGCACGAGGUGGCCGGUGCGUUCAAGAUCGUGCUUUCGCCCGCACUGUCCGACUCCUGCAUUAAGGCGUGUUUGCGAGCAGCCGCCAUGUUUGCCGUGCCGGGCGAUAGUGCGCUGAAGCAGAGCAAGUCGGCGCGAGCCGGACUGCAGCUGCCGGUGGGACGAUUCCACCGUUGGAUGGCAGACGCCCGACUCGGACGCUUCGUACACGAAUACGCUGCCGUGUACUUGUGUGCCGGGUUGGAAAAUCUUCUCGAGGAAAUAUUCCUACAGUGUCUGCCGACCGAUGCCGGGGCAGCCCUGACAGCGACCGGGCUGGAGCAUGCGAUCGCCGGUUCCGGUGACUUGUGGGGGCUGUUGCAACCGUACGCACAUCUGAACGCGGGACGGGUUGCAUCGGGUGCGCUCACGAUGCCUCGCUGGGCCAGCCAGUCAUCCAUCAACUCCGGUGCGGUCGGUUCUAGCGCGCUCGAGCCCUGCCUGCUGACCACCUGCGUUGGAAGUCUGAACGAGUUGAAAGAUCUGGUCGGACGGGCGCAGCAACGCAGCCAGCACAUUCCCAUCUCACAGACCGCGUUCCGCGUGCUGUUCUACUUCAUGCGAUGCUCCCAGCUCGAACACAACGAUGUGGGAGCCGCCACCAACGGUGCGGUCAACAACAUCCAGGAGCUGUGCUACGAACGGGCGUACGUCGUUCUGCCACCGUUGGUCGAAUGGCUGCGGGUGUCGUCCGCGCAUGCCGAGUAUCGUCACGCGCUGCUCAUCGACAAGGACGACAUUAUGCAGGCGGCCCGUUUGCUGCUGCCAGGCGUGGACUGUCCACCGCGAUUGAUAGCCUCCGAGGAAGAAUUGCCCUCGAAGCGAACUGGUCUGUCCGGUACGCAGAGCAUCAGCUCCUCGAACCAUUCCGGACAGACACAACCGCUCCACGGUUCCCUCACGUCAAACUCGUCGACGUCGACGACGGGCAGCAUUGAAGAUUCGAGCGAAUGUGGACGGCGCGCGACGUACGCGUUGGCCUUCCGGCUAAUGCUAACGGGUCGACCGGAGUUGCUGAUACAGGCCCUGUCGCUUGUGCCCCCGACGACACGCUACGACACACUGAACCAUCAAGGCAUGACCGCGCUCAUGAUAGCUGCGGCGCGUAACGAUGAAACGGCCCUGCAAACACUGCUGGAUGCCGGUGCCGAUCCAAACGUCGAGGUACCUGCCUCCGGCCAUCCGAACUGUCCGGCCAUCCAUCCGGAAACGCAACACUGGACGGCGGUUACGUUCGCGGCCUGCAAAGGCAACUACCAGGCGUUGCGCAUACUGCUCGAUCGUGGCGCCCAUGUCGAGGGUGGUGCCCGGCUCAGCGAAGACAAGUGCACGCUGACACCGCUGCAGGUGGCUAGCGGGUCGGGCAUUGUGGAGGUAGUGGCCCUCCUGCUCGCUCACGGUGCCCAUGCCUUCCUGUCCACACAGCAGAAGGAUCUGCUAUGCUUCUCGGGCACAGCCCAACGAGGGUGCUAUAGUGCUAUCUCGGUAUCGGCCGCCCAUGGACAACGGGUAACGCUGAGGAAGCUCCUGUCCCAUCCUUUGGCUCCGGGCAGCAGGGAGGUGUUGUCGCUCGAGGAAAUGCUUGCGGAAGGGGACGGCGGAAAUACGCGUACCCAACUCGACCGUCAGCCGGAGGCCCCACCGACACUGAACAAAACCCAAAUCAAAAGUCUUCAAGAGGCCAUGUAUCAUAGUGCGGAAAAUAAUCAUUUAGAUAUUACCAUCGAGCUACGAGCGCUAGGUGUACCGUGGACUUUGCACUGCUGGAUGCACGCCCUGGCCGCCGCCCACGAGCUGCGCCUCGAUGCCGUCAUUGAUCAGCUGCUGCAAGAUUUUCUACAAGUCUGCCCCGACGACUACAGCCAGCAGUUUGUGACCGAAUGCCUACCGCUGCUGUUCAACAUUUUCCGCUACAGCAAGAAGGAAGGCACCACGCUGCUGUUGGCCGACAUCUUCAGCACCUGCUUCGGCUGGGAACCGAUCAAACCGAUCAAAGAGCCCGUUCUGCAGCCCUCGAACGGAUCGCGCAUCGAUCCCAAGUUCGUCAACAACCCGGAACUGAGCGAUGUCACAUUUCGAGUGGAAAAUCGUAUCUUUUACGGGCACAAAAUCGUUCUCGUCACCGCAUCUCCGCGUCUGCAGAGCAUGUUGAGCUCGAAGCUGAACGAAGGCACCGGCACACCGACCGUGCAGAUCAACGACAUUCGAUACCAUAUAUUCGAGUUGGUGAUGCAGUUCCUGUACAGUGGAGGAUGUAGUGCCCUGGAUGUGGCAGCAGGCGAUGUGCUGGAGUUGAUGGCAGCGGCCAGUUUCUUCCAGCUGGAAGGUCUUUUGCGGUACACGGAAGCACGCUGUGCAGAGAUGAUCGAUAUCGACAAUGUAGUCGCCAUGUACAUACAUGCGAAGGUCUAUAAUGCCCAGAAGCUGAUGGAAUACUGCCAAGGUUUUCUGCUGCAGAACAUGGUUGCUCUGUUGACGUACGACGAUUCAGUGAAGCGGUUACUGUUCGCGAAGAAAAUUCCCAACCACGAUGUGCUGACCGGUUUGCUGACCACGCUGCAGGCUCGCAUCAAGGCACGGCGGAACAGUAGUUCCGCGUCAACUGGUGGUGGAGGAGGAGGAGGAGUAGCGGUAAACAGUGCCCCAGUAAACGGUCCUACCACACCGCCCAAUGCUGCACAGAUUAAUCGCUCAUCCGCCAACGGGAAGUCCUCCAAGUAG